CAGCCCAGAGCGACCUCGUCUCUCGGCUCUCGCGCUCGUCGGCCAGGAUGACGAAGAGGUUCGAGUUCAAUUGGCAGAUCGAGACGCCGGCGAUCCUGCUGAACGGCGCCACGUUCGACCGCUGGCUGGAGGACAAGGAGAUGACCGACUUCGAGUCCAACUGCCUGUUCAAGGUGGACAAGUAUGGGUUCUUCCUGUACUGGAAGAGCGACGGGAAGGACGGCGACGUGAUCGAGCUGGCGAUCGUCAGCGACAUCCGCUACGGCGGCACGCCCAAGGACCCCAAGAUCAUCAAGAGCCUGAGCAAGCACGGCACCAUGGAGCAGCUGGAUCAGAAGACCAUAACGGUGUGCUCCAACAUCGACUACACGCAGAUCACCUAUCAACAUCUCGUCUGCCCCGACGCCAAGACGGCAAAGGAGUGGCAGGAGGCGCUGCGACACGUCACGCACAACGUGAAAGCGUGCAACGUCUGUCCCACCACCCAGCUGAUGAAGCACUGGAUGCGGCUGAGCUUCCAGGUGGACCCGAAGGGCAAAGUGCCGGUGAAAGUCAUCACGAAAACCUUCGCCUCGGGCAAAACCGAGAAGCUCGUGUACCAGGGACUCAAGGAGCUGGGACUGCCCGACGGAAAGAACGCGUCCAUGGAGCCCGAGGCCUUCACCUUCGAGAAGUUCUACUCGCUCUACUUCAAGAUCUGCCCGAGGAACGACAUCGAGGAGCUGUUCGGCUCUAUCACCAAGGGCAAGUCGGACACGAUCUCGAUCGAGCAGCUGGUGGAGUUCAUGAACGAGAAGCAGCGCGACCCGCAGCUCAACGAGAUCCUCUUCCCCAAGUACAACCCCAAGCGAUGCCAGGAGAUCAUCGAGGACUACGAGACCGACCCGAAGGCCAAAUCCGCGCUGAAACUGACCAAGGACGGCUUCAUCCGCUACUUGAUGUCGGACGAGAACGCGCCGGUCUUUCUGGAGAAGCUGGACGAGUGGAUGGACAUGGACCAGCCUCUGUCCCACUACUACAUCAACUCCAGUCACAACACGUACCUGAGCGGCAAGCAGGUGGGCGCCAAGAGCUCGGUGGAGAUGUACCGGCAGACGCUGCUAGCCGGCUGCAGGUGCGUCGAGCUCGACUGCUGGGACGGCAAGAAGCCCGAGGACGAGAUAAUCAUCACCCACGGCAAGGCCAUGUGCACGGACAUCCUGUUCAAGGACGCGCUCAUGGCCAUCCGCGACUGCGCCUUCGUCAGCUCCGACUACCCGGUGAUCCUCAGCAUCGAGAACCACCUGUGCCUGUCCAACCAGUACAAGAUGGCCAAGUACUUCGACGAGAUCUUCGGCGAGCUGCUGCUCAAGGAGGCGCUGCCCGACUAUCCCCUGUACGUCGAGGGCCAGUCGCUGCCCCCGCCCAAGGCCAUGAAGCACAAGAUCCUCAUCAAGAACAAGCGGCUGAAGCCCGAGGUGGAGAAAGUGGAGCUGGAGCUGUUUCUGCAGGGCAAGUUCGAGGCGAAGGACGAGGUGAUCGAGGACGCGAGCGGAGCCCCGGCAGCGCCCGCCGCCGAGGCGCCGGCACCGGAGGCCGCGGCGGCAGCGGCGCCGCCAGGGGAAGGAGCCGCGGCCGGGGAGCCGGGCGCCGAGGCGGGCGCCGAGGCCGCGGCCGGCGCCCCGGCCUACACCGGCAGCGCGACCGCCUGCCACCCGCUGCUCUCGUCCAUGAUCAACUACGCCCAGCCGGUCAAGUUCCAGUCGUGGGAGCACGCCGAGAAGAAGAACAUCCACCACAACAUGUCGUCGUUCUCGGAGACGGCGGCGCUCAACCACCUCAAGACCUCGGCUAUCGAGUUCGUCAACUACAACAAGCGCCAGAUGAGCCGCAUCUACCCCAAGGGCACUCGCGUCGACUCGUCCAACUACAUGCCCCAGGUAUUUUGGAACGCCGGCUGCCAGAUGGUGGCGCUCAACUUCCAGACGCCCGACCUGCCGAUGCAACUCAACCAGGGUAAGUUCGAGUACAACAACGGCACCGGCUACCUGCUCAAGCCCGACUUCAUGCGCCGCGCCGACAAGACCUUCGACCCCUUCUCCGAGGGCGUCGACGGCGUCAUCACGGCCACCUGCAAAGUCAGGGUGAUCGCCGGCCAGUUCCUGUCGGACAAGAAGGUGGGCACCUACGUGGAGGUGGACAUGUACGGCCUGCCGGCCGACACCAUCAAGAAGGAGUUCCGCACGCGCAUGGUGCCGGGCAACGGCCUGAACCCCGUCUACAACGAGGACCCCUUCGUCUUCCGCAAGGUCGUGCUGCCCGAUCUGGCUGUGCUGCGCUUCGGCGUGUACGAGGAGAGCGGCAAGCUGCUCGGCCAGCGUAUCCUGCCGCUGGACGGCCUGCAGGUGGGCUUCAGGCACGUGUCGCUGAAGAACGAGGCCAACUUCCCGAUGGCGCUGCCCAUGCUGUUCAUCUGCAUCGAGAUGUCCAUCUACGUGCCCGAGGGCUUCGGAGACUUCAUGGCGAUGCUGUCGGACCCGGGGGCCUUCGGCAAGGGCGCCGAGAAGCGCGACGAGGCCAUGAAGGGCCUGGGCAUCGAGCAGACCGACGCGAAGACCGAGGCCAAGCGCAAGGAGGAGGAGGAGAAGAGGCGCAAAGAGGCGGAGAACCGCAUCCCGCCGCUGCAGUACAAGUACCUGCGCAAGGAGAAGGCCUUCAAGCAGUUCAAGAAGGUCAGCAAGGAGAUGGACGCGCUGCAGAAGAAGCACCAGAAGGAGCGCCUGACCAUGCAGAAGAACCACUGCAGCGCCGUGGACAAGCUGGCCAAGGGGAAAGACAAGAGCGCCCUCGUGGCGGACGCCGGCCUGAAGAAGCUCGUCGGCGAGCAGAUCGCCGAGUGGAGCGCCAUGCUGGAGCGCCACCGCAAGGCCGAGUGGGAGCUGCAGAAGGCCCACCUGAGCGUCGCCCGCGAGGACAUCAAGGCCUGCAUACCCGCGGUGCAGGCGUCGCAGGUGAAGCUGCUCGAGGUCAAGCACGACAAGGAAAUCAAGGAGAUGAACGCCAGCCAGGCCAAGGUCUCGGCGGACGUGGCCAAGGAGGUGAUGAACGACAAGGCGCUCAAGACCAAGGGCGAGAAGGACCGCAUGCUCAAGGAGAAGAAGGCCAACAACAUCAAGAAGUUCAUGGACGAGCGCAAGAACAUCACCAUUAAGCAGGGCCGCGAGAAGGAGAAGCUCAAGCUCACGCACGAGAAGCAGGCCAAGGAGAUCGACCAGGACAUGGACGGGUGCAUGGUCGAGUGGGAGAGCGAGGAGAAGCAGUGCCAGAUCGCCGCCAAGUCCGAGAUCUACGUCUAGGCUGGCCGGCGCUCGUCGCCGCUCGAGGAGGCCGGAUGGCGGCCCGCUCGUCGACGAGGCGCGCCACGACCUGUCGCUGCGCUGCGAGCUCUUGUUAGCCUUUCAGAAAUAUAUUUUCCAAA
Molecule: messenger RNA, 3457 nt
Organism: Phymastichus coffea
Lineage: Eukaryota; Metazoa; Arthropoda; Insecta; Hymenoptera; Eulophidae
Product: 1-phosphatidylinositol 4,5-bisphosphate phosphodiesterase-like
Exons: 19
Coding region: 48-3335 (1095 amino acids)
Biological process (GO): lipid metabolic process; phosphatidylinositol-mediated signaling
Molecular function (GO): phosphatidylinositol-4,5-bisphosphate phospholipase C activity; calcium ion binding
Source: RefSeq, a predicted model, not a curated record